UGAUCAUUCUGCGCAGCGCCGCUUCAAGUCAACCACACCUAUUAUAAACAAGUAUUUCGUCACAAACUCCGCCCACACAGAUUCUUCCUGCUUUUAUGAACGGAGUGACAAACCUCGACAUGCAGUACAAUCAGUAAUGUCUGAGAGGAUGAUGAACACAGAUGUCAGGAGUCAGAGAAGAAGAAGAUCAACUCAUGACUGAAGAAAGAACAGAAUAUCAACAUGGCCAGCAGAGAAAGCAGAGUGUUUUUAAUUUCUACAGCUGCUGUCCGCGGUUCUGCUCACAGGAGAAGACAGAGCAAAGACAGACCAACAAGAAUAAUGAGCAAUCUGAGGAUUGUCCUGCUGGGUUCGAGCGUGUCAGAAAACAGUAUUGUGGGAAACUACAUAUUAGGACGAGCAGCGUUUGACAGUGAAGCUCCUCCAGAUGUUAUAGAGAGAGUCGGAGGAAGACUGAAGGACAGACAUGUGAUCAUCAUCAACAGUCCUCAGCUGCUCCAGACAAACAUCUCAGAUCAUCAGAUCACACAGACAGUGAGAGAGUGUGUGAAUCUGUCUGAUCCAGGACCUCAUGUGAUCGUUCUGCUCCUCAAACAUGAGCCGUGUUCAGCAGAAGAUCAGGAGUGUGUGGAGAAAGUGCUGCGCUCUUUCUCUGAGCAGGUUUAUCAACACACCAUGGUGAUCACCACACAAGAGCCCACUGAAACCAAUGACAUCCUACAGAAAAUCAUUCAGAAGUGUGCAAACAGACACUUCAGUCUUCAGAGGAGCAGCUCUCCUGAUGAUCUUCUGAAGACGUUUGAGCACGUUGUGAAAAUGAAUGAUGGACAGCACCUGAAUUGUGAAGGUUCACAGUAUUUAUCAAUGGAGAAAAAGACCACAGGAAGACUUGCAGAGUGUGUGAAGCUGAAUCUGGUUGUGUGUGGGAGUGAUGGCUCAUUAAAAUCCUCCAUAUCAGAGCUGAUCCAGCAGCAGACAGACAGAAGAUCAGACGAGGAGCUUCAGGAUCGUCAGAUCAGUCUGGUGGAGCUUCCAGCUCUGACUCGCCUCUCAGAGGAGGAAGUGAUGCAUCAGACUCUCCGCUGUGUGUCUCUCUGUGAUCCUGGAGUUCAUGUUUUUCUCCUCAUUAUUCCUGACACUCCACUCAAUAAUGAAGACAAAGCAGAAAUGGAGGAGAUCCAGAGGAUCUUCAGCUCAAGAAUCAACAAACACAUCAUGAUCCUCAUAAAACAGAAUUCAGAGCAUCAGACAGAAGAACUCAGUGAAGAAACACAGUCUGUCAUUCAGAGGUUUGGAGGACGACAUCAUUUCUUUGGUCCCAAAACACAAGUGUCCACACUGAUGGAGAACAUUGAGCAGAUACUGGAAGAAAACAGAGGAAAUGUUUUCUCCACAGAGACAUUUCUGGAGGCGCAGAUGAAAAAACUGAUGAAAUUUGAAGAGAUGAAGAAGAAAAUCCAUUCACCGGAGACUCAUUUACUCUUACAAGUUUCAAGAGAAAACACAGAUGAUGAACUGAGGAUUGUGCUUCUGGGAAAAACUGGAGUUGGGAAAAGUGCAACUGGAAACACAAUCUUAGGAAGAGAUGCUUUUAAGGCAGAAGCAUCUUUUGAAUCAGUAACUAAAGAGAGUCAGAGAGAAACAUCUGAAAUCAACGGGCGAUGUGUUACUGUGAUCGACACUCCAGGACUGUUUGAUACUGAACUGAGUAAUGAGGAGAUCCAGAGAGAAAUCAGACACUGCAUCUCCACGAUCCUGCCUGGACCACAUGUGUUUCUCUUACUGAUACCACUGGGACGAUUCACUAAACAUGAGGAAACAUCAGUGAAGAUCAUCCAAGAGACAUUUGGUGAGAAAUCUUUAAUGUUCACCAUGGUGCUCUUCACCAGAGGAGAUGAUCUGAAGAACAAAACCAUUGAUCAGUGUUUGGGAAAUCCUGGAUCUCCUUUGAUGAAGCUGAUUGAAGCGUGUGGAAACAGAUUCCAUGUGUUCAAUAAUAAUCAGACUGAAGACCGAACACAGGUGUCUGAUCUACUGCAGAAGAUAGACAACAUGGUGAAAGAAAACGGAGGGAGUUACUACUCAUGUAAGAUGUUCAGACAGAUGGAGAGAGAAAAACAAGAACAACAGAUGAAGAUCCUGAUGGACAGAGUCAGAGAAAGAGAAGAAGACAUGAAGAAACUAGAAGAAGAGAAAGAGAGAAUGAAGAUGAUGAUGGAGGAAGAAACACAGAACCGUGAGAAAGAGAGAAAGAGAAGAGAAGAGGAACUGAAAAGAGAAAUAAGAGAACAAGAGAAACAUCAGAGAGAGAUACGAGAUGAGAUGAGACGAGAACGAGAGACAUUUAGACAAGAAAUAGAGGAAAUUAGGCUAGAAAAGGAGAAAAUAAAAGCAGAAAGAGAAAAACUUAAGACUGAAUACGAUACAGAAAUUGACAGACUGAUGAACAGAAUAGAGAAUGAAAGACAGAAUCAUGAAACGGAGAGAAAGAUAAGAGAAGAAGUGUUUAAUGAAAGAGAAGAACAAUACAAAACACUUACGAAAGAGAAAGAAGAACUGAUGAAAAAACAAGAAGACGAGAAAGAGAGAAAUGGUGACGAAAGACAGAGAAGAGAAGAUAAAUUCAGAGAGCUGGAACAAAGAUAUCAAACACUAAUGAAAGCGAAAGAAGAAAGAGAGGAAAAGAUGCGUGAGGAGAUGAAGAGAGAACGAGAGGAAUGGGAGAAACAGAAACUAGAAGAAAAGACCAGAAGAGGAGAAGAGGAUGAGAAAAGAAGAGAGAAAGAACAAAGAGAUUGUGAUGAAUUUAAUCAGAGAUUGAAAUUAGAGAGAGAGAGAAUGGAAAGAGAGAAAGAAGAUCUUCAAUCUAAACAUGAAGAAGAAAACAAAAUUAAGAUCCUGAUGGAGAGAAUGAACAGAGAAAGAGAAGAACUGAUGAAGAAACAUGAAGAAGAGAAAGAGAGAAUGAAGAUGAUGGAGGAAGAACGACAGAAUCAGGACAAAGAGAGAAAGAGAAGGGAAGAGGAAUUCAGAGAAAGAGAAGAACGAUAUAAAAGACUAAUUAAAGACAGAGAGGAAAAGGAGAGUAAACUGCUUGAGCAGAUGAAACAGGAACGAAUGCAAUGGGAAAAACAGAAACAAGAUGAAAGACAGAAAAGAGAGGAAGAGAAGAAGAAAAAAGAAGAAACAGAAAAACAGAAAUCUGAAUCUGAAAGUGAAGUUAGUGAUCUCACAACCGGUCUGAAUUUGGUCUUGCUGGGAAGAAAACAAACUGGAAAGAGUGCGUCAGGAAACACAAUACUGGGACGACAAGCUUUCCUUUCAAAGAAAAGCUACACUUCUGUCACACAAGAUAUUGCUGUUGCAUCUGGAACUGUUGGUCACAUUCCAGUCACUGUUUAUGACACACCAGGAUUCUGUGACCCAGAGCUGAGUGAAGAAGAGAUUCAGCAGAAGAUUGAAAAGGUUCUCCAGAAAUGUGAAUCUGGUCGCUGUGUGUUUCUGCUGGUCAUCAAAGUUUUCAGAGUCACUGAAGACGAGAGAGAAACUGUGGAGAAGUUUGAGAAGCUGCUGGGAGAAGAACGCUUGAAGAAAACCUGGAUUCUCUUCACCAGAGGAGACGAACUGGAGGAAGAAAACAUGACAAUACAAGAAUUCAUCAGUGAAACUGAACCACUGAAGAAACUAAUUCAAAAAUAUGAUCAGAGAUACCAUGUGUUUGACAACAAGAAAGAGGACACACUACGCAAGUUCAAGAGCUGCUUAGAAAAAUACUUAAGCCAUACUGUCACACAAUGGUUGGAGAAGACAAACUGAAACUGAAUUCACUGAAGAGAAAUAUACCAGAAAAUGUUGAAGCAGUCACUCCUGCUGUUAGUCUCUCAUCCAGACGGAUUGUUCUUCUGGGUAAAACUGGUGCUGGGAAAAGUGCAGCUGGAAACACAAUACUGGGACAG
Onychostoma macrolepis is the source of this 3956-nucleotide messenger RNA. Its product is annotated as GTPase IMAP family member 8-like. Bases 223 to 3816 code for a protein of 1197 amino acids. NCBI's taxonomy places the organism in Eukaryota, Metazoa, Chordata, Actinopteri, Cypriniformes, Cyprinidae. Gene Ontology annotation, molecular function: GTP binding. The record is from RefSeq and is a predicted model, not a curated record. The transcript has 8 exons.